Anisakis simplex (herring worm) is the source of this 381-nucleotide messenger RNA. The record is from the annotation of a GenBank genome assembly. NCBI's taxonomy places the organism in Eukaryota, Metazoa, Nematoda, Chromadorea, Rhabditida, Anisakidae.
AUGUUCGCUGUGAACGAGCCGUCUCGAGCGUACAGCAUUGAGGUGACGCUUGGAGAGAGGAUCUACAAUCCCGGGGAUUUGAUCCAAGGCCGUAUUCAUCUGAGCCUCAAUCGGAAGCUUUUCUGCGACACUAUCCUGGUACAACUCUAUGGCGCCGUGAAAGUGUUUUGGACUGCAACAACUCAGGAUGACCAGGGUACUUUUCAACGUAUACCAUUUGCACAGAAAGAGGUUCUCGUCAACCAGAAGAGUGUCGUUUGGAGUGCAGAAAACAAGCCGAAAACAUUGCCGAAGACAUUGUCUGUGAGUGCUUUUGAAAUCUCAUUUCUCUGCAAUCCAGAUAUUCCUCCGAGUUGUUCCACUCAAUUCAGCUUAUUUUAA